This is a messenger RNA of Chinchilla lanigera (long-tailed chinchilla), 10239 nucleotides long. It is a transcript of the gene Sptb, whose product is annotated as spectrin, beta, erythrocytic. Gene Ontology annotation, biological process: actin cytoskeleton organization. The coding region runs from base 573 to 7649 and encodes 2358 amino acids. The transcript is spliced from 37 exons. Gene Ontology annotation, cellular component: plasma membrane; cell projection; spectrin. The record is from RefSeq and is a predicted model, not a curated record. Lineage: Eukaryota; Metazoa; Chordata; Mammalia; Rodentia; Chinchillidae. Gene Ontology annotation, molecular function: structural constituent of cytoskeleton; phospholipid binding; actin filament binding.
AUUUCUUAGAGCAGAGAGGGUGAUCAGCUGUCUGAUCUCGGUCGGUGGAUAAACAGUAACUGAGGGAUUUUGGAAAGAGACACUUAGAGCUCUGCAGAGAAUCUCCCAAGAACAUUUAAAAAUGUUAAUAAUACAUGACCAUGCUGGAGUCCUCUGAGGACAUAAAGACUGAAAACGUCUCUCUCUGUCUCUCUGCCACAGAAGUGUAUCAGGGCUUGUGAUUGUCGCCGUGCCUCUUCCUUUCCCUCUGCGUUGAAAGAAUUCUAUUAUUCACAGUGAUAUAGUUAACCUAAAUACAAAUCUCCAAAGUCUUCUGAUCAGCCUGUCUUCAUCAUAUCCAACUACUCCACCAUCGUCUCCUAACCGGCUAUAUUGAGAUGAGGGAAGGAAGAAAACAAGCGGUUGAAGGUCUUGUCGUGGUUCCAGGACUAUUCGGUAGUGAGCCAGCACCGGGACCGUGCUCCUAUUCUCAGCUCCACUUCUUUGUCAGCUUAACAAAGCCACUAGCCACAAAGGGACCCUUCCAUGAAGACUGAGGCAGGCAUCGUAGCUGCUGAGAAGAGCCUGCUGACAUGACAUCGGCCACGGAGUUUGAAAACGUGGGCAACCAGCCACCGUACAGCCGGAUCAAUGCCCGGUGGGAUGCCCCUGACGACGAGCUGGAUAAUGACAACAGCUCUGCCAGGCUCUUUGAGAGGUCCCGGAUCAAGGCAUUGGCAGAUGAGCGGGAAGUUGUGCAGAAGAAGACUUUCACAAAAUGGGUCAACUCCCACCUGGCUCGCGUGUCCUGCCGCAUCACCGAUCUCUACAAGGACCUGCGGGAUGGGCGGAUGCUCAUCAAGCUGCUGGAGGUGCUCUCGGGAGAGAUGCUGCCAAGGCCCACCAAGGGGAAGAUGCGCAUCCACUGCCUGGAGAAUGUGGACAAGGCCCUGCAGUUCCUCAAGGAGCAGCGCGUGCACCUGGAGAACAUGGGCUCCCACGACAUCGUGGAUGGCAACCACCGCCUGGUCCUGGGCCUCAUCUGGACCAUCAUCCUCCGCUUCCAGAUUCAGGACAUUGUUGUCCAAACUCAGGAAGGCCGUGAGACACGCUCAGCCAAGGAUGCUCUGCUGUUGUGGUGCCAGAUGAAGACGGCAGGCUACCCCCAUGUCAACGUCACCAACUUCACCUCCAGCUGGAAGGAUGGCCUGGCCUUUAACGCCCUGAUACACAAGCACCGGCCUGACCUCAUCGACUUUGACAAGUUGAAGGACUCCAAUGCCCGGCACAACCUGGAGCACGCAUUUGACGUGGCCGAGCGCCAGCUAGGCAUCAUCCCGCUCCUCGACCCCGAAGAUGUCUUCACAGAAAACCCUGAUGAGAAAUCCAUCAUCACCUACGUGGUGGCAUUUUACCACUACUUCUCCAAGAUGAAGGUGCUGGCGGUGGAGGGCAAGCGCGUCGGCAAGGUCAUCGACCACGCCAUCGAGACUGAGAAGAUGAUUGAGAAGUACAGCGAGCUGGCCUCGGACCUGCUCACGUGGAUCGAGCAGACCAUCGUCGUCCUGAAUAGCCGCAAGUUUGCCAACUCGCUGGCUGGCGUCCAGCAGCAGCUGCAGGCCUUCAGCACCUACCGCACCGUGGAGAAGCCGCCCAAGUUUCAGGAGAAGGGGAAUCUGGAAGUUCUACUUUUUACCAUCCAGUCCCGGAUGCGAGCCAACAAUCAGAAAGUGUACACACCGCACGAUGGGAAACUAGUCUCUGACAUCAACCGGGCCUGGGAGAGCCUGGAGGAGGCUGAGUACCAGCGGGAACUGGCCCUGAGGAGCGAGCUCAUCCGCCAGGAGAAGCUGGAGCAGCUGGCCCGGCGCUUUGACCGGAAGGCCGCCAUGAGAGAGACGUGGCUCAGUGAGAACCAGCGCCUUGUGACGCAGGAUAAUUUCGGGUAUGACCUGGCAGCGGUGGAGGCUGCCAAGAAGAAGCACGAGGCCAUCGAGACGGACACUGCUUCCUACAAGGAGCGGGUGAAGGCCCUGGAGGACCUGGCCCAGGAGCUGGAGAAGGAGAAUUACCAUGACCAGAAGCGCAUCCUGGCCCGCAAGGACAACAUCCUGCGCCUGUGGAGCUACCUGCUGGAGCUGCUGCAGUCCCGGCGCCAGAGGCUCCAAGCCACCCUGGAGCUGCAGAAGCUCUUCCAGGACAUGCUGCACAGCAUCGACUGGAUGGACGAGAUCAAGGCUCUCCUCUUGUCAGCCGAGUUUGGGAAGCACCUGCUGGAGGCUGAGGAUUUGCUCCAGAAGCACAAGUUGAUGGAAGCUGACAUCGCCAUCCAAGGGGACAAGGUGAAGGCCAUCACCGCGGCCACCCUGCCGUUCAUUGAGAGCACAGGGUACCAGCCUUGCGAUCCCCAGGUCAUCAAGGACCGAGUCAGCCACCUGCAGCAGUGCUUUGAGGAGCUGAGUGACAUGGCGGCCGGGCGGAAGGCGCAGCUGGAGCAAUCAAAGCGGCUCUGGAAGUUCUUCUGGGAGAUGGAUGAAGCUGAGAGCUGGAUCAAGGAGAAGGAGCAGAUCUACUCCUCCCUGGACUACGGCAAGGACCUGACCAGCGUGCUCAUCUUGCAGCGCAAGCACAAGGCCUUUGAGGACGAGCUCCGAGGGCUGGAUGCCCACCUGGGGCAGAUCUUCCAGGAAGCCGAGGGCAUGAUUGCACGCAAGCAGUUUGGGUACCCUCAGAUCGAGGCCCGCAUGAAGGAGGUGUUGGCCCAGUGGGACCAGCUGAAGGAGCUGGCUGCCUUUCGGGAGAAGAACCUCCGGGAUGCGGAGAACUUCUUCCAGUUCCACGGUGAUGCGGAUGACUUGAAGGCCUGGCUACAAGAUGCCCACCGGCUACUCUCAGGUGAGGAUGUGGGCCAGGAUGAAGGGGCCACGCGGGCCCUGGAGAAGAAGCACAGGGACUUUCUGGAGGAGCUGGAGGAGAGCCGUGGGGUGAUGGAGCACUUGGAGCAACAGGCCCGGGGCUUCCCUGAAGAGUUCCGGGAUUCCCCGGAUGUGACCAAUCGGCUGCAGGCCCUCCAAGAGCUCUACCAGCGGGUGGUGGCCCAGGCAGACUUGCGUAGACAAAGGCUACAGGAAGCUCUGGACCUGUACACGGUAUUUGGGGAGUCGGACGCCUGCCAGCUGUGGAUGAGGGAGAAGGAGAAGUGGCUGGCCCAGAUGGACAUUCCAGACACCUUGGAGGACCUGGACGUUGUACAGCACAGGUUCGACAUCCUCGACCAGGAGAUGAAGACUUUGGAGGCUCAGAUCAACGGCGUGAACCUCGCUGCCAACAACCUGAUGGAGAGCGGCCACCCCCGCAGCAGAGAAGUGAAGACGUACCAGGACAGCCUGAACACCAGGUGGCAGGCCUUCCAGGACUUGGUAUCACAGCGGAGGGAGGCAGUGAACUCAGCCCUCCGGGUGAACAACUACUGCGUGGACUGCGAAGAGACCGGCAAGUGGAUAACGGACAAGACGGCAGUCGUGGAGUCUAUAAAGGACCUGGGGCAGGACCUGGCAGGCAUCAUCACCAUCCAGAGGAAGUUGUCAGGGUUGGAACGUGACGUUGCGGCCAUCCAGGACCGAGUAGGGACCUUGAAGCGUGAGUCAGAGCAGCUGAUGGAGUCGCACCCUGAGCAGAAGGAUGACAUUGGCCAGCGAUAUGCAGGUGUUGAGAAGCUGUGGGAAACCUUGCAAGAGGCCCUGAAGGACCAGGAGGCCUCCCUAGGCGAAGCCAGCAAGCUGCAGGGCUUCCUGCAGAAUCUGGAUGACUUCCAGGCCUGGCUGUCCAUGGCACAGAAGGCUGUGGCCUCUGAGGACAUGCCCGAGUCACUCCCAGAGGCCGAGCAGCUCCUGCAGCAGCACGCGGCCCUCAAGGAUGAGAUUGACGGUCACCAGGAAAGCUACCAGCAGAUCCGGGCCUCUGGGGAGAAGGUGAUCGAGCAGUUCCUACAGCAGCACGCAGCCAUCAAGCAGGAGAUCGACAGUCACCAAGAGGGUUACCAGCCGCCCGCAGCCUCUGGGGAGGAGGCGACCGAAGCCCACAAGUACCCGGAGUAUCAGCUCCUGGGCCAGCGGCUGGAGGGCCUGGGUACUGGCUGGGAUGCCCUGUGCCGGAUGUGGGAGAGUCGUGGCCACUCUCUCAGGCAAUGCCGUGGCUUCCAGGAGUUCCAGAAGGAUGCCAAGCAGGCUGAAGCCAUCCUCAGCAACCAGGAGUAUACUCUGGCUCACGUGGAGCCCCCAGACUCCCUUGCAGCCGCAGAGGCUGGGAUCCGGAAGUUUGAGGAUUUCUUGACGUCUAUGGAGAACAACAAGGACAAGGUCUUGAGUCCUGUGGACUCUGGAAACAAGCUGGUAGCUGAGGGGAACCUGUACGCGGACAAGAUCAAGGAGAAGGUGCAGCUGAUAGAAGACAGGCACCAGAAGAACAACCAGAAGGCCCAGGAGGCCUCGGUUGCCCUGCAAGACAAUCUGGAGCUACAGCACUUCCUCCAGAACUGCCAGGAGCUCACUCUCUGGAUCAAUGACAAGCUGCUGACAUCUCUGGACGUCUCCUACGAUGAAACACGCAACCUUCACAACAAAUGGCUGAAGCACCAGGCUUUUCUGGCCGAGCUGGCCUCGCACCAAGGGUGGCUUGAGAACAUCGACGCGGAAGGGAAGCAGCUGAUGGAGGAGAAGCCCUGGUUCAAGAUCAGGGUGUGCGACAGGCUGGACGCCUUGCACCGGCUCUGGGAUGAGCUGCAGGACACCACCAAGAAGGCGACCCAAGAGCUCUCAAAGGCCAGGAGCUCUGACCUGCGCUUGCAGACGGAAGCUGACCUCAACAAGUGGAUCAGCGCCAUGGAGGACCAGCUGCGAUCAGAUGACCUGGGCAAGGACCUGACCAGUGUCAACCGGAUGUUGGCUAAAUUGAAGCGAGUGGAGGACCAAGUGUACGUGCGUAAGGAGGAGCUGGAGGAGCUGUUCGGAUCGUUGGAAGAAGAAGCAGACCUGAGUGUCGAGAAGCGGUUCUUGGACCUCCUGGAACCACUGGGGAGGAGGAGGAAGCAGCUGGAAUUAUCCAGAGCCAAGCUGCAGAUCAGCCGGGACCUAGAGGAUGAGACGCUCUGGGUGGAGGAGAGGCUGCCGCUGGCCCAGUCAGCAGACUGUGGUGCUAAUCUGCAGACCGUGCAGCUAUUCAUGAAGAAGAACCAGACGCUGCAGAAUGAGGUCCAGGGCCAUGCACCGCGGGUGGAGGAUGUGCUACAGCGAGGGAAACAGCUGGUGCUGGCAGCAGAGACCGACCUCCAGGACAUCGAGGAGCGCCUGGGGCACCUGCAGUCCUCCUGGGACACACUGCGGCAGGCAGCAGUCGGGCGCGGGCAGCGCCUGCGGGACGCCCAUGAGGCGCAGCAGUACUACCUGGACGCGGACGAGGCCGAGGCCUGGAUCAGCGAGCAGGAGCUCUACAUCUUCUCCGAUGAGCCCCCCAAGGAUGAAGAGGGCGCCAUCGUGAUGCUGAAACGGCACCUGCGGCUGCAGCGCACGGUGGAGGAGUACGGGAGGAACAUCAAGCAGCUGGCCAGCCGGGCCCGGAGCCUGCUGGCUGCAGGCCACCCUGAGGGGGAACAGAUUAUCAGACAUCAAGGGCAAGUGGACAAGCAGUAUGCCGGGCUGAAGGACAUGGCCGAGGAACGCAGGCGGAAGCUGGAGAACAUGUACCACCUGUUCCAGCUGAAGAGGGAGGCCGACGACCUGGAGCAGUGGAUCACAGAAAAGGAGAAGGUGGCCUCUGACCAGGAGAUGGGGCAAGACUUUGACCACGUGACUAUGCUCAGAGACAAGUUCCGAGACUUUGCCCGGGAGACUGGGGCGAUCGGGCAGGAGCGGGUGGACAACGUGAAUGCCAUCAUCGAGCGGCUCAUUGACGCCGGGCACAGCGAGGCAGCCACCAUCGCCGAGUGGAAGGACGGGCUGAACGACAUGUGGGCGGACCUGCUGGAGCUCAUCGACACGCGCAUGCAGCUGCUGGCGGCCUCCUAUGACCUGCACCGCUACUUCUACACGGGCGCCGAGAUCCUAGGCCUCAUCCACGAGAAGCACCGGGAGCUGCCCGAGGACGUGGGGCUGGACGCCAGCACGGCCGAGUCCUUCCACCGCGUGCACACCGCCUUCGAGCGGGAGCUCCACCUGCUGGGCGUGCAGGUGCAGCAGUUCCAGGACGUGGCCACGCGCUUGCAGACGGCCUACGCUGGGGAGAAGGCAGAUGCCAUCCAGAGCAAGGAGCAGGAGGUGUCUGCUGCCUGGCAGGCACUUCUCGACGCCUGUGCCGGGCGCCGGACCCAGCUAGUGGACACGGCCGACAAAUUCCGCUUCUUCAGCAUGGUCCGGGACCUCCUCUCCUGGAUGGAGAGCAUCAUCCGGCAGAUUGAGACCCAGGAGAAGCCCAGGGAUGUGUCCUCUGUGGAACUGCUCCUGAAGUAUCACCAGGGCAUCAAGGCAGAGAUCAACACCCGGGCCAAGAACUUCAACACCUGCCUGGAGCUCGGGGAGUCCCUGCUGCAGCGGCAGCACCAGGCCUCGGAGGAGAUCCGCGAGAAACUGCAGCAGAUGAUGGCCAAGCGGCUAGAGAUGGACAAGAAGUGGGAGGACCGGGAUGACCGGCUCCGCAUGUUGCUCGAGGUGUGCCAGUUCUCAAGGGACGCCUCUGUGGCCGAAGCGUGGCUGAUCGCCCAGGAGCCCUACCUGGCCAGCCGGGACUACGGGCACACGGUGGACAGCGUGGAGAAGCUGAUCAGGAGGCACGAGGCCUUCGAGAAAUCCACGGCCACCUGGGCAGAGCGCUUCGCCGCCCUGGAGAAGCCCACCACGCUGGAGCUUAAAGAACAACGCCAGUCCCCAGAGAGACCCACAGAGGAGCCUGGGCCUCAAGAGGAGGAAGGCGAGACGGCGGGGGAGGCUCCCCAAGCCUACCGAGCGACCACCACCGAGAGAACGUCCCCGGGGGAAGAAGAGCAGGCACGGCCUCAGGACCUGCAGCCGGGAGCCCCGCCGGGGCAGCAGGAGGACGGGCAGCAGGACAAGUCCGUCGGGGAUGACGGGCCCGCCUCGGAGCCCCUCUGUAAGGUCCUGGACACGCCUCUGAGUGAAGGCGACGAGCCCACAACGCUGCCGGCCCAGCUGGAGCACGGGCACAGCGUUCAGAUGGAGGGCUACCUGGGCCGCAAGCACGACCUGGAGGGGCCCAACAAGAAGGCAUCCAACAGGUCCUGGAACAACCUCUACUGCGUGCUCAGGAACAGCGAGCUGACCUUCUACAAGGAUGCCAAGAACCUGGCUCUGGGGGUGCCCUACCACGGGGAGGAGCCCCUGGCCCUGAGGCACGCCAUCUGCGAGGUUGCAGCCAACUACAAGAAGAAGAAGCACGUCUUCAAGCUGAGGCUGAGCAACGGCAGCGAGUGGCUCUUCCACGGCAAGGAUGAGGAGGAGAUGCUGUCCUGGCUGCAGGGCGUGAGCACGGCCAUCAGCGAGUCCCAGAGCAUCCGCGUCAAGGCCCAGAGCCUGCCCCUGCCCUCCCUCACCGGGCCCGAGGUCAGCCUCGGCAAGAAGGACAAGGAGAAGAGAUUCAGCUUCUUCCCCAAAAAGAAGUAGCCGCGGGCGGCCCCGCGGGUGUGGACGCGCAGGGACCCGCCGCCCGUCCUCCCCGCCUGCGCCUGCCCUGCUCCCGCCCGCCCGCGGGCCGCUGCACUGCUGCGCCGGCCAGCACGCCCACCCCGCCCCGCGAAGCUGGAGCAGGCUACGGGGCUCCUCGAGCUGCCCAGUCCCCAGCAAGCCUUGCUCGGGGUUAUGCCCACCUGGUCACAGCCAGAGACAGGGGAAGGGAAGAGGGACUUGGGGCGACUGACCUGUCCACGAGGGCAGGGUGCUGCUGGGGACUGAGGGAACAAGGGACGCGGGCCUGGGGUGCGGCCAUCCGCCUCCCCACUGGGCUUCCUCAGAAGGGACUCGCUCCUCAGGGCCUGCGUGCGCCUUCCUCUCUCCUCAGGGGCACAGCCCCCUGCCCCGUUCAUGGGUCCCGAGGGAAGAGCCUCCUGCUGCCCCAGCACCCGUGGGAGGAGGAAGGACCAGCAGCUCUCAAACCAUUCCUCCAGAAGCCCUGGGCUCGGAAGGGAAGGAGGGACAGACGGGUCCCGACACUGCCGAAGGCACAGCCUGCGGCCGUACCCAGUAGCAGCCCAACCAGCAAUAGCCAGCAGGCGCAGGGCCCCCAGGGAGCGGCGUGGGCCCCGGUACAAGACGGGCACCCCAGUGCUGGAGGAAAGCAUCCCAGAGCAAGAGCCUGCUGUGUCCUGCCUGUCUGCAGCCACUACACCCAGGAGUACCAACCGGGCAGAGAGCAGACUUAGCACCUGGCAUGGCAAAUGUGGCCACACCUAGGUAUCACCACCACUACUAGCCCGUCUACCACGACAGCUAGGGUUAGCGCUGGGGCCGGAGCAGAGGGUGUGGCCCUUCUUGAUCAGCUUCUCCUGCAGGCCUGGCCUAGGGUUCUGGGGGUCACUUACAGAGGUCGCCAAACACCUACCACCCCCAUAUCCGAGCUCCGAAAGGGAUACUUCAGUCUGUGCUCAGACGGAGAUGUGCCCAUGCUUCUGGAAGGGGACCCACCGGGCCCCUUAGUGCUGACCAGGGCUCCACAGACUUCCCCUGCCACGACUCCGAGCCAGUGUCAGCAUCUUCCCUGGGCCAUAGCCAAGAGGGGCCAUGCUGGGGGCAGCAGGUGUGCUCUCCAAGGGAGGCCGUGAGGGUCCCCAAGGCGCACGGCCAGUUUCUGUGGCCCCCCCGUAGGAAGCAGGCUGUGUGGGGAUGAACUGGGUGAGGCUGAAGAAGACACGGGGGUGGGGGGCACCCAGGUAUGGGCCCUCUCGGGAGCCCCUUACUGCGGGCCUGGGCUGCAGCCCUGACGCUGUCAGUGACCCCAGUUCCAGCAGACAGGAAGCCCAGGAGGGAAGCUCUCUAGUGGAAACUGACAUCCCAGAUCCCGGGCGUUUCACCUCCACAGCCAGGGGCCCAGGGUCUUCCUUUGGCCCCAGCUGUAGGACCCUGUAGUCCUCUGCAUCUACAGGGAACCUUGUUUGUGGCAAAAACCAGGAAAACCAAGGCAAGAGGCAGGGAGGUGACAGCGCGCCCCUGUGCGUUUGCGCGCAUGUCCACCCCUAGGGCAGACAGAGGGCUUCCUGCUGAAGGGCGGAAGGUGGCGAGCAGCUCUCGGGGCUGUUCCCCUGGGCCAGUCUUUAGGGAGCCAAGUACAAGGGCCCACCCCGUCCCCUCCGAGUGUGCCCAAGUAGCACCCGAAGAGAGGCAUUCCCAGCAGCUGACACCGCAGAGCCAAGACACUGAGCUCCAAAGGCAGAGCUGGGACUUAGCGCCCCAAGUCCCCUAGACUGGGCAAGGGCAGCCAGCUGCAUGUGACCCACCACCUCCUGCCAGCUCCCCACGCAUCCCGCCACGUCACCCAGGCCCCAAGACACUCGACCAACCGGACUGACACCGCAGGCGCCCACCCCUGGGAGACCCUGUGCCACUCUAGGGCUAGGCUCUCCUGGUGCCCCCGCAAGGCACCUCUUCCUUCCUCUAUCCCCCCCAUUACAUUUUCUACUCUGCAGUCUUUUCCGUACAGUAUUCCCAAACUAGGUUGGCACAGCCCCAGUCCACACCAGCAUAACGGGCUUCCUCCCCAAGCAGGCUAGAGGAAACUCCUCCAGGCAUGAUCAGGCGGCCCUCCUUCCUCUCUCCUUCCCUGUCUCUGGUCUCAGCUGACUCUGGCUGAGGGCGGAACUGGAGGCGCCUGGGGCUCCCAGCCCCACCUACCUCCACCAGCGAGGUAUCACAAGGAGGCCUGUGUCGGGCUCGGCUUCCCCUCUACCCUGCUCCUCUCUAUGGAAGCACAGCCAGGUCCCCUAGGCCAAUCCCGGGUCCCCUUCCUCCCUUGGUGGGAGGAGGCAGGGAUCCAGAGGAGGAUGAGGCCAGCAGGCCACAUGGCUUGGUCCCUUGGUCAAGCAAGCUCAGGGAGGACGCGAAAGAGGUGAGCACAGUGGAAUGCACCCCUGUUGGACAAACCAUGUCAUCUGGGGCUGGCCCUGGGGCCGGCUGGGCCUUGUCCUCUACCUGCUCAAACGUGCUUCCACCAAACCAGAGGACACUCAUUUACUAGUUUUUCUAAUAAAUCAAUAAUGCUCUA